GACACCCUCAUCGCCAAGAGCAUCCUGGCGCCGUACCACAACCUGGCGUCUGCGGCAUCGAUUGUAGGUUCAUCUACACCCAGCGUCUGCGAAUCCAUUGCAGGUUCAUCUACACCCAGCGUCUGCGGCAUCCAACCCAAUCCACAACACCCAUGACGCCCGCCACACACCAAGGAGCCACCGUCACAUAGCUCGAGCUCCGCCAUGCCCAACACAAGCCUCCGGCGGCCGCAAAAGGGCUUCCGCCGCGGCGGCAAGGCGGCAUACCAUGGCGGACGGGGCGGACGGACCUUUGCGGCCUCGUCGCGGGCCGAGGGCACGUCUGCCGACGAGAAGUGGGAGCGCACGCGGCUGGCGCACACCAUCGACGAGAACAUGGGCUUCGGCCGGUACGAGAGCGGCAAGAAAAAGGAGGGCUGGCUCGUCAACGUGCAGUCGACGGCCAUCGAGGACGAGAGGAUACCCGGCGGGCGGGCGGCGCUCGACUGCUACUUUAUCGAGCUCGACGGGUCGACGUUCAAGGCGACGGUCGAGUACGAUCCGUAUUUCCUCAUCGCCGUCAAGAGGGGCCACGAGUCCGAGGUCGAGGAGUGGAUCAAGCGCGUGCCCGGCGGCGGCGGCCUCGUCAAGGGCGUCCGGCGCAUCGAAAAGGACGACCUGAAGCUGCCGAACCACCUGCUCGGCCACCGCCGGACGUUUCUCGAGCUCAAGUUUGCCAACGUCGGCGACCUCAUGGCGGCGAGGCGGGACAUAAUGCCCGUCGCGGAGAAGAACAAGAAGAACAUGAAUGCCAUGGACGCCUACGCCGAGGUGGUGUCAGCCAGCGGCAACUUUGAUCUCUUCGACGACGACCUGCGCGACAACGACCGGGCCAACGGCUCGUUUGCGGACGCGAGCGACUACAUUGUCGACAUUCGCGAAUACGAUGUGCCGUACCACGUGCGAGUCAUGAUCGACUUGGACAUACGAGUGGGAAAAUGGUACUUUGUCGAGGCCAAGCACGGCGUGACCAAGGUGUGGCUCAACGAGGAGCGCUCGCUGCCCGCGGACCCGGUGGUGCUGGCGUUUGACAUUGAGACGACCAAGCUGCCGCUCAAGUUCCCCGACGCGGCGAUUGACCAGAUCAUGAUGAUUUCGUACAUGAUUGACGGCCAGGGGUUCCUCAUCACCAACCGCGAAAUCAUCUCCGAGGACAUUGGCGACUUUGACUACACGCCCAAGCCCGAGUACCCGGGGCCAUUCAUGAUCUUCAACGAGCCCAACGAAAAGGCCCUCAUCGAGCGCUUCUUCCUGCACGUCAAGGAGGCGCGGCCGACGGUGAUUGCCACGUACAACGGCGACUUCUUCGACUGGCCGUUUGUGGAGGCGCGGGCGAGCGUCAACGGCAUCGACAUGUACCAGGAGAUUGGGUGGAAAAAGGACGGCGAGGACCAGUUCAAGUGCAGCUACGGCGUGCACAUGGACUGCUUCCACUGGGUCAACCGCGACUCGUAUCUGCCGCAGGGCUCGCGCGGCCUCAAGGCCGUCACCGUCGCCAAGCUGGGCUACGACCCGGACGAGCUGGACCCGGAGCUGAUGACGCCGUACGCGAGCGAGCGCCCGCAGACGCUGGCCGAGUACUCGGUGUCGGACGCCGUCGCGACCUACUACCUGUACAUGAAGUACGUGCACCCCUUUAUCUUCUCGCUGUGCACCAUCCUGCCGCUGGGCGGCGACGACACGCUGAGAAAGGGCACGGGCACGCUGUGCGAGAUGCUCCUCAUGGUGCAGGCCUACCAAAAGGAGAUUGUGCUGCCCAACAAGCACCAGUCGCCCAAGGAGGCCUUCUGGGACGGGCACCUGCUCGACUCGGAGACGUACGUGGGCGGCCACGUCGAGAGCAUCGAGGCGGGCGUGUUCCGCUCCGACAUCCCCGUCGACUUCGCCGUGGACCCGGGCGCCGUCGACGAGCUGCUGCGCGACCUCGACUCGGCGCUGCGCUUCGUCAUCACGGUCGAGGAGAAGAAGAGCCUCGACGAGGUGGAAAACUACGACGAGGUCCGGCGGCAAAUCGUCGACGCGCUGGCCAAGCUCAAGGAGGUGCCGAACCGCCACGAGCGGCCGCUCAUCUACCACCUGGACGUGGCGUCCAUGUACCCCAACAUCAUGACGACGAACCGGCUGCAGCCGGACUCGAUGAUCUCCGAGUCGGACUGCGCGGCCUGCGACUUCAACCGGCCCGGCAAGACGUGCGACCGGCGGAUGCCCUGGGCGUGGCGCGGCGAGUACAUGCCGGCCAAGCGCGACGAGUACAACAUGAUCCGCAACGCGCUCGAGAACGAGCGGUUCCCGGGCAAGACGCCGCAGGCGCCGAUGCGGACGUUCCAGGACCUGGGCGCCGACGAGCAGGCCGGCCUCGUGCGCAAGCGCCUGCAGCUGUUUUCGCAAAAGGUGUACCACAAGAUCCACGACUCGACGACGAUUGUGCGCGAGGCCAUCAUCUGCCAGCGCGAGAACCCCUUCUACAUCAACACGGUGCGCGACUUCCGCGACCGCCGCUACGACUACAAGGGCAAGGCCAAGGUGUGGAAGGGCAAGACGGAGGCGCUCAAGUCGUCGGGCGCCUCGGCGGGCGACGUGGACGCGGCCAAGAAGAUGAUUAUCCUGUACGACUCGCUGCAGCUGGCGCACAAGGUCAUCCUCAACUCGUUUUACGGCUACGUCAUGCGCAAGGGCUCGCGCUGGUACUCGAUGGAGAUGGCCGGCGUGACGUGCCUGACGGGCGCCACCAUCAUCCAGAUGGCGCGCCAGCUCGUCGAGCGCCUCGGCCGCCCGCUCGAGCUCGACACGGACGGCAUCUGGUGCAUGCUGCCGGCCACGUUCCCCGAGAACUUUGCCUUUCGGCUCAAGAACGGCAAGAAGCUCAACAUCUCGUACCCGUGCGUGAUGCUGAACCACCUGGUGCACGACCGGUUCACCAACCACCAGUACCAGACGCUCGCGGACCCCAAGACGUUCCGGUACGAGACGCACAGCGACAACUCCAUCUUCUUCGAGGUCGACGGGCCGUACCGGGCCAUGAUCCUGCCGACGUCCAAGGAGGAGGACAAGAACCUCAAGAAGCGCUACGCCGUCUUCAACGACGACGGCAGCCUCGCGGAGCUCAAGGGCUUCGAGGUCAAGCGACGCGGCGAGCUCAAGCUCAUCAAGAUCUUCCAGCAGCAAAUCUUCAAGUUCUUCCUCGAGGGCGAGGACCUGGCGCAGUGCUACGCGGCCGUCGCCAAGGUGGCGAACCGGUGGCUCGACGUGCUGCACAGCAAGGGGUCCACGCUCGCCGACGAGGAGCUCAUGGAGCUCAUCUCGGAGAACCGCAGCAUGUCCAAGACGCUCGAGGAGUACGGCAGCCAAAAGUCGACGAGCAUCACGACGGCGCGGCGCCUGGCCGACUUCCUCGGCGAGCAAAUGGUCAAGGACAAGGGGCUCAACUGCAAGUUCAUCAUCUGCUCGCGGCCGCGCAGCGCGCCCGUCACGGAGCGCGCCGUCCCCGUGGCCAUCUUCUCCGCCGACGAGACGGUCAAGCGGACGUACCUGAGGAAGUGGCUCAAGGAGGAGCCCGCCGACACGGACCCGCGGGCCCUGCUCGACUGGGACUACUACCUCGAGCGCCUGGGCUCCGUCAUCCAGAAGCUCAUCACCAUCCCGGCGGCCCUGCAAAAGGUCCGCAACCCGGUGCCGCGCGUGCCGCACCCCGACUGGCUGCAGCGGCGCAUCAACAUCAAGGACGACAAGAUGAAGCAGAAGAAGCUCACGGACCUGUUUAGCAAGGAGCCGCUGGGGGAGAUUACCAACCUGAGUGGGACGCGCGUGGAGGACAUGGAGGACUUUGGGGACAGGCUGCUGAAGCCGAGGACGGUGAGCGCGGCGAUUGCGUCCUCGCAGGCAGCGACGGCGGCCACGGCGGCCACGGCGCAGAAGCGCAAGUCUCCCGAACCGGCCGAGGGCGCGGACCCCCUGGCGGCGGCGCUGCCCAAGGAGAUGCCCGGGCCGUCGGACGACUACCCGGCCUUUCUGCAGUACCAGAAGAAAAAGUGGAAGCUGCAGAAGCAGGCGCGGAUUCGCCGGCGGCAGCUGUUUGGCGAGCGCAAAGGCGUCGUCGGCGGCAGCGGCGGCAACAGCAACAUCGAGCAGACGUUCCGCAAGCAGGCCCAUCUGACGUUCAUGAGCACGUGGCAGCUGCUUCACCUCAAGGCGACGGACAGCCCCGGCAUCGUCACGGCGCACAUGCUCAUCGACGGCAAGAUCCACACCGUCAAGAUCAAGGUGCCCCGGCAGGUGUUUCUCAACCUCAAGAGCAAGGAGCUGCCCGACAUUGAGAUUGACGGCUGCCACGUCGAGCAGGUCAACCACACGCUGCCCAACGGGCACCCGUCGAGCCACCUCUUCAAGCUGACGGUGCCCGAGGACGUCUACUUUAGCCAGGCGGACAAGUUCUCGCUGCUCUUCAACCACCCGAGCGUCGAGGGCGUGUACGAGAAGCAGGUGCCGCUCAACGUCCGGGCCGUGCUGCAGCUGGGCAACCUGUGCACCAUCGACGAGGAGCAGCAGGGCGUCCUCGGCCGCGGCCUGGAGACGGGCUUCGACCUGGGUGGCCUCCGGCGCCCGCUCAAGCCGCGGACGUACCUGGAGUCGUCGCCGCUGGCGUACAUUUACAUGUCGCACAUCACCGCCGGCGAGCGGCAGGUCUUUGGCAUCUUCUCCACGACCAGCGACCAGGCGCACGUGGUGAUCCUGCAGAAGAGCAGAGACUCGGGGCAGGACCUGCCCAACGUGACGCGACUGUACGCCGAGAUGCUGGCGGCGCGGGCGCGGGAGGCGGCCGGCACCAACUGGCAGGACUGCUUCACGUACCAGGAGCGGGUGACGUUUCGGAUCACGCAGGUGACGACGCGGCGCAAGGCCCACCUCGAGAUCGGCGACAUCGUCAAGAAGAUGCGCAAGGACGAGGCCGCCGCCCGGCCGCAGAUGAUGGUGAUCCAGUCGCCGCAGCGCAACCUCCUCGUGCACGACGUGCCGGUCCUGGGCGAGUUCCCGGUGCUGCCGCUCAAGUACGACGCCUCGGACAGCUCGCUGCCGCCGCUGGGAUGGCAGUCGGUGGUGGCGCGCCGCCUGGUCGGGCACUACCUGGGGCUCGGGUCGUGGAUCCUGCACCUGACGGCGCUCGCGCGGCACGGCGACGUGCCCCUGUGCAACCUGGAGCGCGAGGACCCGCGCUUCCUCAUCGACAUCGCCUACGCGCGGCGGCUGCAGGCCAACGGGGUGGUGCUGUGGUGGUCGGCGGGCGCGCGUCCCGACCACGCGGGCUACGAGAACGACGACGUCGUCGGCCCCCUCCUGGACGCGGUCAAGAUGCCCAGCGUUAACAACCCCGGCACCUACUCGUCCGUGUGCAUCGACCUGGACGUGCGCAACCUGGCCAUCAACACGGUGCUGACGUCGUCGCUCAUCAACGAGCUCGAGGGCGCCGACGCCGUCUCCCUCAACCCGACGGCGGACGGCUCCGAGGCCCUGGCGUCGGACAACGCCUUUUCCAACGCGGGCGUGCUGGUGCUGCGGGAGAUGGUCAAGGCGUGGUGGGCAGAGGCGUGCAAGGGCAGCACCAUGGCCGACGUGCUGGUGCAGCACCUGGUGCGCUGGGUCGAGAGCCCCGACUCCUUCAUGUACGACCGCGCGCUGCACCACUACGUGCAGAUGAUGUCGCGCAAGGCGUUCCAGCAGCUCAUGGCCGACUUCCGCCGCGUCGGCUCGCAGGUCGUCUUCGCCAGCGCCAACCGCCUGAUCCUGCAGACGACCAAGGCCGAGGUCGGCAACGCCUUUGCCUACAGCCAGUACGUCAUCAAGUCCAUCAAGAGCAAGCCGCUGUUCCACUUCAUCGACCUCGAGAUCACCGAGUACUGGGACUACCUGGUGUGGUACGACGAGUUCAACUACGGCGGCAAGGCGUGCCAGGAGGUGGUCGAGGCCGAGGAGCAGCGCCUCGAGACCGUCAUGCACUGGCAGAUGGCCACGUUUCUGCCCGCGCGCCUGCAGCCCGUCUUCCAGGAGUGGGUGAUUGAGUUUAUCCAGCUCAUGCACUCGCUCAAGCGGCCGGCGCCGGGGGCGGAUCCGAACUCGACGCCGCGCCUCACGCAGCUGCCGGCGGACAAGCUCGGCGACGGAGAGGGGCAGCAGCAGCACAUCAUCCUGGGCAAGGCAUUCGAGAAGCCGCUCAAAAAGGCCAUCGUGGGCCUCGUCAACCAGCAGAAGCGCGAGCUCCUGCACCCGGAGCUGGCCGAGGACUACUCGUUCCCCACGCUGCCGGGCUCGCACCUGCAGCACCGCGGCGGGCCGGUGCUGGAGCUGGUCAAGUCGCUCAUGCAGGUGCUGUCGCUCGACAAGAACAUCACGCUCGAGGCGCGGCUGCUGCGCAAGGAGCUGCUGGCGCUGUUUGAGGUGCGCGAGUUCUCCCGCGACGGCACCUUUGCCAACCCGUCGGAGAGCCUGCGGCUGGCGCAGGUGUCGUGCGACAGCUGCACCAUGGCGCGGGACCUGGACCUGUGCCGGGACGAAGACCUGCUGCGGGGGGGCGGCCGCGAGCCCGACGCGCAGGCGUGGCGGUGCGCGCUGUGCGGGAGCGAGUACGACCGCGUCGCCGUCGAGGAGCGCCUCGUGGCCAUGGUGCAGGCGUGGCUCGUCGAGUGGGCGACGCAGGACCUCAAGUGCGCGCGCUGCGGCGCCCUGCGCGUCAACGACCUCAUGGAGCACUGCACCUGCAGCGGCGAGUGGACCGAGGUGGUGGCCCGCGACGACGUGACGCGCCGCCUGGCCGUCAUGAGGCGCGUGGCCCGGUACUACCAGCUGCGCAUGCUGGGGGACGUCGUCGACGGCGUGUACGCGGGGCUGUGAGUCCUUUGACGAGUUGCUAGUUGCUGGAGUUUGGAGUCACGGAGGUUUGCUGACAUUGGGCCUGUUGCAUUAUGUCUUGACUGGGAAGGGCUGAGACGUGUAUAUGAACGAAUCACGCAUGUUGAUACUGCAUCGCCGUUGUGUCUUGCUGUAAUGGUGUAUAAAGUACAGUAUGAUGGAAACAUGAUCCUGCCGAAGCGAGGUGGUGUCUGCGGCGGUGACAUAUCCUGCCGAGACAAACGGGCCGUGAUGCUCUUUACGCGGAAACGAUUAAUGUUAGACUGUAGACCGC
Purpureocillium takamizusanense is the source of this 7213-nucleotide messenger RNA. It is a transcript of the gene POL2, whose product is annotated as DNA-directed DNA polymerase. Gene Ontology annotation, cellular component: epsilon DNA polymerase complex; nucleus. The record is from RefSeq and is a predicted model, not a curated record. NCBI's taxonomy places the organism in Eukaryota, Fungi, Ascomycota, Sordariomycetes, Hypocreales, Ophiocordycipitaceae. Gene Ontology annotation, molecular function: zinc ion binding; DNA binding; DNA-directed DNA polymerase activity. Gene Ontology annotation, biological process: base-excision repair, gap-filling; leading strand elongation; nucleotide-excision repair, DNA gap filling. The transcript is spliced from 3 exons. Bases 205 to 6921 code for a protein of 2238 amino acids.